UCGGAAGGAGAUGAAGAUUCUGCCCCGCGUCUCGAGUCAGAUGAUGAGGAUGAGAACCUUCUUGGCGACACCCCUGAAAGGUUACGCCCAGAUAAUGGGCUGCACAUGCGCCCUGCUGGGCCGCCGCCGCCCUUGCCUGCCGGUAGCCCACCCAUCCCCGAUCCCUUCGGUGCCAAUUUGAAAGCGAAGGCCUCCGCCCCUCCCGAUGAGAACUAUUUGCCUGGGGACUGGGCCACGACACAUGUGCAGCGCUCCCCACCGCCGGCAAUUGUGAUCAGACAUGUCCAAUGGAGGCUAGCGAGUUUUCAGCAAUGCCUGCUUAAUGCUGAGGUCUUCAACGACUUCCCGGUACCGGUAGGUACCCCUUUCAGAUUUCAUAACCCCUUCACCAGCAGAGCACAGUGUGAGGAGCUCCGAUACUCCGUUGCCCAAGGCAGGUCACCAUGGGAGGCUAUAGAGAGCCAUGUUCAAAACCGAGGCUGGCGUGCUGUAGUGCUCCUGAAUCCGCAGCCAGACUCACAGGCUGUCCACCUCAUUGCUAUGCCCCAUGAUUGGCACCUUGUUUCCGUCGCCCUGGUAGCAGGGCUUCGCAUCAUACCCUGUUGUGUGCCCCGACGUUCUCGCUUUCGCGACUUGCUUGCGGUCCCCAUUGAGGACAUUCGUGGUCGCUUGGAGCUCCCCAUUCAGGUUGAGCUUGACCAUGGCACGGUCACUUUCCGCUCCGGGGAUUGUUUUCGUGUUGCUGUCCAAGGGGACCUCCCUGCGCCCGUUGAUGUUGAGCCCGUUCCCUCGCAGCAGUCAGCAGCUAGUUCUUCUGAGCCGGCACCCCCCGCGACCUCGGGCGGCAGCCUUUCCCGGCCCUCCUGGCCGCUCCUCAUCCCCACCGGCCUCGGCGCCUUGCAACUCCGGCCCAUCUCCAUGCUUGUCAUGUUGGCCUGGGUCACCGGUCAAGCCAUGCACCGUCCAGGAGGUUUUCCUUGGGGUACCCCGCCGAGAGAUAGGGUUUUUCAAAACUCGGAGAUUCAGGGACCUGUUCAGGUCGCGUUACAUAGCCCCUUUCUAGGCUCUUUUCCUGCUUACCCCGCCGCGCAGGGAAUGUCUCAUGACACGGCCUGGGCCCAAUUCUUGAACGAUGACACAUCUUGGGCGGUCGAGUUCUUCCCGGUUUGGCCGGGACCCAAAUUCACUGAGCUCACUUUUGUUCCUGUUGGGGCUGAUUGUGCUACUGUUACGGUGAUCCUCCGCUGGCGGGGGCUCGACCGAGCUGCCCUUAUCCCUCGUACUGUUACCGUCCGUUGGAUGCAGGAGUAUGCUUCAGCCCAGGUCUGCACCGAUGUUGUCGAUGUCUCUUUGCCGCACCCACUUGAGAUUUGGAGUGCUUUUGACCCGGUACCAUGCGAUUUCCGCUUACGCAAUGGAGACGUGAUAUACCUACAUGAGAGCGUUCACCACGAUCCCGAAGUACUUGUGUUCGAAGAACCUUGGGACUUGCAAGAUGGGCGCGCCCACCAGCAUGCCCCGUGGGCUGCGGGUUUCCGUCUCGACACCAGUGUCUCGGUUCGACUUCUGCGCCCGGGUCUUCGGCCGUACCUUGCUACUGUCCCGGCGGGUGAGGCUUGGGACCCUCUGGCGUACUCUUUUUCUGGAAACUUCGUCCAUGAACACCCGGGACGGUGGACUCCAAUUCAAUGGACGACUGCGAUUCCUCCGCAGCUUCUUCUUGUCAGCGAAGUUGCGGCCCUCGCCAAUGUUGUUGUCUCCACGCACGAGGGCCGUCGUGUGCGGGCUGCUCCCCGGUUCGUCGCCAGGGAGGACCUGGCUCAGGCUCUUGAACUAGCCCCUUUUCCCCUUACUGUUGGAGGGGUCCCAGACCUCACCCUGGAUCAGGGUGUAGAGCUCCGCAAUGGUGAUGUCAUCUUUGGCUCUCCCGUCGCAGCCAGUUUUAGCUAUUCUGCUCGAUUUAAGGCUGUCCAUUGCGCUGCCGGGCUGGUCUUCCUUGGCCACCUUGUGCUGCAUCCGCGCUCUGCGCUUGCUGUGGCAGUACUCGUUUGGUUCUAUCCCAGCCGUGUCCACGGCCGAGGGGGGGCCUCUAGCGAGGAUGAGCCGUUGAGCCUUGACUCCGAUGACGCCCGCACGGAUCCGCCGGCCGUCCUACGAUCCCUACUCACCUGUGGGAUCCCACCACCCCUGCCGGCACAUGCUGCUUUCCGGGUUUUGCCCCGAUUGGUGGACAACUCUCUCUCCGCACUUUAUGCCCUUACUCUGGUUGGAGCGAGCCUCGCAUUGUGCGACACAAUCUUCCAUGGCCGCUUUUCGAAAACUUCGGUGCUGGGCAUUGUGGUUGUUGGGCCGCUCAUUUUGCCCCUGUCGGCUGCGCGGGCAGACGUGGUUCACUUGUGCUUCUGCCAAUCUGCCGUGAGCCUUUUGCCACCGUCCUUCUGCAUGGCCAAGGUCCUGUUAGGCGACCCGACACAGGCCCUUCGUAUUGGCUCUCUGGCCCCCAUGCUCAAAUGCGGGCUGAGCAUACCCGUGUGCAGCUCCGUAAUGGUGAUCACUUUGGUUUUUCACCUGACACCUGCCACAGUGACAGAGGCCCUGGUGGGCGGGCGGCGGUACAUGUACUCUGUGCCGAGGAACGUGAUGGGACACAAUCCCUCACUAAUGCGUUCCUGCCGGGGCCGGACUCGGUCAGACCCCCACCCGGAUGGCGAUGGCACCCCAGCAUUGCUCACGUUGAGCCAGAUGUCCUCCCGAGAUGCUGAUGUCCUUGUUCGGGACCCGGAGGCCACCACAUUGUGGGAGCCCGCCAUGCGGCUGCCACCAUCGGCCCUCCCCCUUUUUGAUGAGCCCACACGAGCCCUUGCGGGUCUUGCCUUGCUUGGUACACAUCCCGCUCGUUGGUUCUUGGGUCUUGUUCUUCUCAGCUCACCAGCCUCUGCUAUGAUUGAGGCACCGUCCUACACUUUCAAUGCCUUUCAUGUCGGGCUCUUUCCGUGGAGGCGAGAAGAUCCAGAUGACACUAUGGAGGAUGUAAGUGGGGGACAGCCGCUUGAAACGGUGUACCUUAGCCCCUUCACCGGGCCCAGCCCUACCCUGCAGCUUGCCCCAGAGACCACGGUCAAUAGAUGGUCUGAGGCCCUGCUUAAUGGUGAACCCUAUUGGGGGGCGUCGGCGUGUCCGGUCUGGCCCACCGUUUCUUCGGGGGCCAUGAUCGCCGUUCCGUGCCCAGGAGGCUCUGACGUUGUCUGCCUGCAUGUGACCUCUCAUCAAGUGCAUUACGCCGUUUGUGUGCCCCGGGUCUGCACACUACCAUGGCUGAUUCGCGUUCUCAGCACGUCGGCCUCCCUUGACAUCAUUAGUCUGGCUAUCCCGCCAAGCCUGGACUGUUUGGAGGCCGGGGCUGAUGAAGCCCUUCAUUGGCGCACCGGUGACCUUGUUGUCGCUCUCCCGCCUGACGCUUUUACCGGCCUCUUUCAGACACCGCUUUUCACCUUGCAAGCACAGGUGAGGCACUGCGCUAUAUGGUCUCUCGACUUCCGUGUUGCCAAUCGAGCUGAUGUCAUUCUAUGGACCCCUGGCCGAGAGAGGCCCCGGCUAACUAAGAUUCCGGCCCGCGCUCGCUGGAGUGCCCUGGCAUCCACUUUCGAAGGUGAAUUUUCCCAGAGAUAUCCUGGCCGGUGGAUACCCGCUCCGUGGGUAGCGGACGAUCGCCCGCAUCUUGUGUUGCAGCCAUCACAAAUUGACCGCGCCCAUGUGAUCGUCGAGGACGGUGUACAUACUUUCUGUGCUGAUGUUCGGGCAGAGACCGAUGCCUACAUGCUGUGGGAAGAUCUGCCUGCACUGGGAAGUCAGCCGACCGUCCUUUCAGUUCCCAUGCCGACCUUGAGGGCUGGUACCCAUGUCCGUACAGGCGAUGUUAUCUAUGUUGCUGAUCGUAGCGCCUCUGCGCGCUGGAGACAAGGGCCGGGCGCGCUGCUUGCGGUUCUUGUGGCUGCUGCUUUGGGUCUCGCAUAG
This is a messenger RNA of Symbiodinium necroappetens, 4014 nucleotides long. Lineage: Eukaryota; Dinophyceae; Suessiales; Symbiodiniaceae. The record is from the annotation of a GenBank genome assembly.